AUUAGAUAUAUAAACAAGCUGCUCGAAAAACUAAUGUUUGAUGAGCUGAAGCACUGGGCUGGAACUCAAGGUACAGUACUUUAAACAUUUGGAAUAAAAUACUGUUGUAUUUGCUGCAUUUGUCUUAUUUCUUUUAUACAAUUAAAUUAAAUUGCUCUCCAGGUAUUGGUGGUUUCCUUCCUGGUGUAAGGCAGAUUGCAAAUGUUGCAGCUUUGCCUGGAAUUGUGAGUGUA
Pocillopora meandrina is the source of this 233-nucleotide messenger RNA. NCBI's taxonomy places the organism in Eukaryota, Metazoa, Cnidaria, Anthozoa, Scleractinia, Pocilloporidae. The record is from the annotation of a GenBank genome assembly.